Molecule: messenger RNA, 1333 nt
Organism: Ahaetulla prasina
Lineage: Eukaryota; Metazoa; Chordata; Lepidosauria; Squamata; Colubridae
Product: zymogen granule membrane protein 16-like
Exons: 4
Coding region: 776-1333 (185 amino acids)
Source: RefSeq, a predicted model, not a curated record
UAUACACCAUCCACAUAAUUUUAUACAAAACCUCUAUGGAGGUAUGGCACCGACCUCGUAGCUGGAUGCUCAAUUCAGCUAUCCAGGCACUCACCUCUGGGUGUGAAGAGUGAUCACCUGGGGUGUUAUAACCAUCACAAACACAUUCUAAGUGUUAAGUGCCCAGAUUUCGUUCCUGUGACCCUGGGAUGCUACAGAGGUCAUAAGUGCAAGGACCAGUUGUAAGUCACUUUUUUAUAGCCUUGUAACUUCAAAUAGUCGCUCAACAAAUGGUUAUAAAUUGAGGACUAUCUAUAUAGAAAGGUAACUUUUUUCCCCCAAUUCAAUUUCUCUUUAUCCAUGGUGAAUCAAAAGAGGAGCCCAUACUAUUUUUAUUUGCCAUGCAAAUGACUGAAAACUAAAGUAUGAAAUUUUUGUGGUAAAAAAGACAGUACGGUGCAAGCACUCAAGCGUGGAUUCAUCCAAUGAUGACUUUCUGGAAUGAAGAUCUUCUAAACAGGAGCAGGAAAGCUUACAAUAGAAGUGCUGUUCGUGUGCCUGGUGGCUAACAACAGGUAAAAAGAAACUCCAGAAAUGUCCCAAAUUGCUGCCAAACCAAUAGGAGCUCCUUUCUCUCAGAUCAGGCCACAUUUGCAGCAGGAGCAGAGACUGAAAACAAGGGAUUAUUUUAAAUCUGAAGCCUCAGGAAGACAAAGAGAACGAAUCCUGUUGCCUUGGGCUCCUCUACCAAAUAAUAAUUCAGUUUCGUAAGAUUAAGCCAGUUUCACCUUUCCAGAUGCUGGUUUUUGUGUUUCUUUCUCUUCUUUGUGCUGGAGUGUCAGGUAAGACACCUUCAGACCAGAGAAAGUUAUCUUCCUAUUCUGGGGAAUAUGGUGGUAAUGAUGGGAACUAUUUUGAGCAGUCCAGCAACCAGUUUGAAGGCCCUAUAUCAGGGAUGAAAAUAAGGUCGAAUGACAGAAAUAUACUAAGCAUCCAAGUUCGCUAUGGUGACAAAUGGUCCAAUAAUGAAGGCAGCACAGCGGGCCGCCCUUCGGACAUGCACCUGUCCUUUGGAGAGGGACUGGUGCAGGUGAAUGGCCGUUUUGGAAGCUCCGUGGAAUACCUGGCCUUCCGCACCAACAUGGGCCAUGUCUUUGCCUUUGGGCCGAAUUCCGGUUUGGGGGUGCCUUUCACCGCAGAGCCCUCGCACCCCAACACGGUUCUGAGGUUCAUCAGUGGGAGGUCAGGAUCGAUGGUCAAUGCCCUCGGUUUCCACUGGGAUGAAGAUCAAUGGAUGAAAGGGUGGAAUGAAUCCAUCCACUCUGCAGAUCCACCACCAGUGACCCACAUAUAG